GAAUUGCAUUUGCGUUAUUAUUGCGCUUGGCUUUUACUGCCUAGUCUGUACGGCACUGUACUGAACAUUCAGGCUGAGCUGAGGGAAGUAUUUUUAGAAAUAUAAAUAUCUUUAAAAAUUAUAAUUGUUUUCUUUCACUUUGGGAAUAUAGGUUUACCUCUUCGACCAAAAGUAGCCAAAGUGUUUUCAAGGGAGUCAUGACUUUGAACUCCAUAGGGGCCUGUUGCCUCAGCGAAGAAGGAAAGGAGGCUCGGCGGAUCAACGACGAGAUCGAAAGGCAGCUUCGCCGGGACAAGAAAGACUCGAACCGCGAGUUCAAGCUGUUGCUUCUCGGUAACUAAGUUCUGAAUCCCACUCAAAGCACUGAUAUGACAUUGAAACAAUGUUUAAAAUAAUGAUACAUUGUAUGACUAUCAUUGUUACACGGUUGGCUCUGUUAUUUCAAUGUACACGCCUAUAAUAAACUUGGCAAUUUUUAUUUAUAUUAAAAUUAGAUAUUGCCAAGAAAACAAUGUUUAUUGUUGUGCAUUGUCUUUAGUACUCUUUGAUGUUUAUAUAACUUGAAUAUGUUCACACAACCAGCUCAGCUUGCUGGGAGUAAAAUAAAUGAUAACUUAAUGAAAGAAUGCUGACAGCAAAUGGGCCAAUAUAGUUUGUUAGGCAACUAAGGAAGUGUUUACAAUUUCUACAAUAAACACUAGGUUGUUAAAUUGCAGAGGGGACACAUUUCUUAGAAAUCAUCGAAUCUUGUCAUGGAUCACCACCCAUUUAAAUUAGUAGAUCAGAAAUCUAUUCCAGUGGCAUACUGUACAUACAAUGCACACACAGUAGCCAAACCCUCCGACACUUUUGUAUCAACAUUUAAUGGCCAACACAGUCCCUCUCUUCCGUAGCAGGUGACAGAUUGCAAUUGCUUUAAUCUAAAUUUAACUUAUUCAUGAAAUUAACAAUAUAAUGACACUAUUAUAAGCUUAAAAUGUGCCUCACUUUCAUCAGCAACCUCCAGCUACUGUGUGGGUUAGUGAGAAGAGAGCCACUGCACACAUUAAUGGUGUUUAAAAGUAGGGAUUUAAAAGUGAAAC
This is a messenger RNA of Oncorhynchus mykiss (rainbow trout), 1082 nucleotides long. RefSeq names its product guanine nucleotide binding protein (G protein), alpha 11 (Gq class) (gene gna11). The record is from RefSeq and is marked provisional. NCBI's taxonomy places the organism in Eukaryota, Metazoa, Chordata, Actinopteri, Salmoniformes, Salmonidae.